GAACACAUUCCGACGGAAACUAACCGGAAGUAGCCAGUGUUUUAGUUCCGCCUGUAGUUUACCUGCAUGGAUUCAGCUGCAGUUAUGAGCGCUGAAAACUCGUGUGGAGAUUCUUUACUGCCGCUACGGAACUUAUUAAACGCAGUAAAAUGUAUUAGAGAUCGGGUAAGAGAUGGAGAAUCAAAUGAGUCUAACGGGGACUUUAACUUACCAAACUUCUGGGAAACGAUGACUCAGACAGUAAAGGCUACUUCACAAGAAGCUACAAAACUCAGUCUAGCCUUCUCCAAACCCCCACUUCCAUCAGAGCAAGAUUGUGAAGUGUUAGCAGAGUCCAUUCAGAAGAGCAUUCUGGCGUUAUCUACAAUUUAUUACUGGCUGCCUAAGAGUGAAGGCAUUACUCUGCGUAAGCUUGUCAGAGAAGCCACUGUGGAAGUUUUGGAUGGUGUUGUUCAGCUGCUGGAGAUCCUCCUGUCUUCUCCUUUACAGAGUUUAUCUCAGGAACAGCUAACAUCUACAGGAGGUGUCUGGGCAGCAUGUGAUCAGUUUGCUCAGCUGCCAAGGGAUAAUCGCACUGCAGUGUUACAUGUAUUGAGUUCAUAUGUUGGAAUGGUGAAGGAUGCGCUAGAGGAGAUGAACCAGGCACUAUCUGAGGAACAGGACCCUUUCAAUGAUGUCCUGGAUGAUGAUGAAGAUGACCUUGAUGCCCGUGGAAACCAAGACACCUACUGGUCCCAGAGUGACCGGCAGCUCAUUUCUAAAUGUCUGGGUCUCAUUAAGGCUUCUGGAGCAUGUCUGCGGAAAUUAUCCAGCGCUGUUAAUAAAAAUGGAAAAGUCGACACACCUCACAGCGUUACUCAACUAGACGACCUCGCUGAUAUCACGAGAGAAAUCAGCCCAGGUGUUGAUGACCUGAUCCUGAGUCUUUAUCCACCCAUAGACUGCUCCGCUGUCGACCAAAACGUGUGCAAACUGGCCGCCAUAUUAAGGAAAACACUUGAAAUCACCAGGUCUUGUCACGUGUGUCUGGAGGCAGACGUGGCGUGGGUUCAGUUUCUGGAGGGAGCUGUGGAUCAUAACCUGCAGGAAGUAAAAUCUCUAAUCGGAGGAUCCAGUUAGGAGCAACAGUGAAAAACAGACUUAUCCAACAGCUUUCUGUUCCUGGAGGAGCAGGCUGCAUGUAAUAUUGCAAAACAUAGAAAAUACGAAAACCAGAUGGACACUUAAAACUCAAGUGCAACCUCAACAAACACAUGCACACUUUUCUGCAACUUCUAUUUUUAAGCUUUAUGCUUUUUGGAUCUAAUGUUAUAUUUACAGAUUUUAGUUCUCUUCUGAUUUAAUAAUAAUAAUAAUAAUAAAUAUAUGUUUUGCAGCA
Astyanax mexicanus (Mexican tetra) is the source of this 1378-nucleotide messenger RNA. RefSeq names its product cyclin D-type binding-protein 1 (gene ccndbp1). The coding region runs from base 67 to 1119 and encodes 350 amino acids. Gene Ontology annotation, cellular component: nucleus. NCBI's taxonomy places the organism in Eukaryota, Metazoa, Chordata, Actinopteri, Characiformes, Acestrorhamphidae. The transcript has 11 exons. Gene Ontology annotation, biological process: regulation of cell cycle. The record is from RefSeq and is a predicted model, not a curated record.